Messenger RNA from Equus quagga, 3717 nucleotides. It is a transcript of the gene ENPP5, whose product is annotated as ectonucleotide pyrophosphatase/phosphodiesterase family member 5. Lineage: Eukaryota; Metazoa; Chordata; Mammalia; Perissodactyla; Equidae. Bases 236 to 1669 code for a protein of 477 amino acids. The transcript is spliced from 5 exons. The record is from RefSeq and is a predicted model, not a curated record.
UCAGCGCCGAGGUCGCGUGCAGGUGAGCUGCUGCGGGUCACGGGGCGUCCCUGGCUCCCGCCACCUCCCUCCCCUCCAGGUGGUCUUUCCCAUUGCCCCAGGCCGACUCGGAGGGACCAGAUCACUGGCGAGGUGACAUCUCUAACCAUGAUGAACCAGACAUAAGGCCUUGGCUUUGAAAAAUAGAGGUGUAUAUGUGUAUAUUGUCUUACCCUGAAGAUCAAGUCCUUUGAAAAUGACUUCAAAACUUCUUUGGGUGUCCUUCAUACUUGCUGCAUUAACACUUUCAGUGACAUUUUCUCUCCAGCCGGACGAGCAAAAGGUUCUACUAGUUUCAUUUGAUGGAUUCCGUUGGGAUUACUUAUAUAGAUUCCCAACACCCCAUUUUCAUUAUCUUAUGAAAUAUGGUGUUCAUGUGGAGCAAGUUACUAAUAUUUUUAUUACAAAGACCUACCCUAACCAUUAUACUUUGGUAACUGGCCUCUUUGCAGAGAAUCAUGGGAUCGUGGCAAAUGACAUGUUUGAUCCUAUUCUGAACAAAUCUUUCUCCUUGGAUAACAUGAAUAUUUAUGAUUCUGAGUUUUGGGAAGAAGCAACGCCAAUAUGGAUCACAAAUCAGAGGGCCGGACAUGCUAGUGGUGCAGCCAUGUGGCCCGGAGCAGAUGUAAAAAUACAUGAGAGCUUUCCAACGCACUACAUGCCUUACAACGAGUCCGUUUCAUUUGAAGAUAGAGUUGCCAAAAUUAUUGAGUGGUUUACAUCAAAAGAGCCCAUAAAUCUUGGUCUUCUCUAUUGGGAAGACCCUGAUGACAUGGGCCACCAUUUGGGACCUGACAGUCCACUCAUGGGGCCUGUCAUUUCAGAUAUUGACAACAAGUUAGGGUAUCUCAUACAAAUGCUGAAAAAGGCAGAGUUGUGGAACGUUGUGAACCUAAUCAUCACAAGUGAUCAUGGAAUGACCCAGUGUUCUGAGGAAAGGGUAAUUGAACUUGACCAGUAUUUGGAUAAAGACCACUAUAUCCUGAUUGACAAGUCUCCAGUAGCAGCCAUCUUGCCAAAAGACGGUAAAUUUGAUGAAGUCUAUGAAGCACUAGCUCGGGCUCAUCCUAAUCUUACCGUUUACAAAAAAGAAGAGAUUCCGGAAAGAUGGCAUUACAGAUACAACAGUCGCAUUCAACCGAUCAUAGCCGUGGCUGACGAAGGGUGGUAUAUUCUACAGAACAAGUCGGAUGACUUUCUGUUAGGCAACCACGGUUAUGACAAUGCAUUAGCAGAAAUGCAUCCAGUAUUUCUAGCCCAUGGUCCUGCCUUCAGAAAGAAUUUCACAAAAGAAGCCAUGAACUCGACAGAUCUCUACCCCCUGCUCUGCCACCUCCUCAAUAUCACUGCCAUGCCUCACAACGGAUCGUUCUGGAAUGUCCAGGAUCUGCUCAGUUCAACGACUCCAAGAGCAAUUCCUUCUACGCAGAGUGCUACACUCCUCCGUGGUAGUGACAAACCAAGAGAAUAUGAGCAAGAGGAGUCCUAUGCUUAUUUCAUAGGGGUCUCCCUUGGUAGCGUUAUCGUUGUCGUUUUCUUCAUAGUUUUCGUUAAACAUUUAAUUCGCAGUCAAAUACCUGCCUUACCAGAUAGGCAUGCUGAAAUAUCUCAACCAUUAUUACAAGCCUAAUGCUGCUUUUAAGUGGAGAUUGCAUAGUUGUGUCAGUGUUUAAAGGUUUCAAAUUCUAGGAAGCCAGGUUCAGACAUUCGCGCAGACCGUUGAGCAGUUAUAUACGUAUGCAGGCGCAGUCACUCACACACACGGACCAAAGUACACAUACCUGCAAAGGCUUAAAGAUGUGGAAGUAAGUUUCCAUUGUUCUCUCUGGCUUAGGGGUAGAUAAGAUCCUGCUUUAUUUGGACUUGGCACAUAUAAUGUACAUACUUGUCAACUUUGCACUAUUUAAAGUACCUUAUAUACUGCACUUUAAAUUACUCUCCUAAUGGGUACUUUUAUGUGAAAUGCACUUUAUUGACAAUUAUGUCUUACAACUUGGUUGAAAAAGACAACUUUUUUUGCCCAUGUCACAGAAUACUUGUUAUUCAUUGUUCAAACUGAAUGAAAUUUCUAGUAAUUUCUAAGUAGUGUAGAAAUCUAUCUUCUUACAUUGGGAGAGCAAGAAGAAUGUGAAAAUUGUUGAAAAUCAACUGUGACGACCUUUGUACGUUGAACUUGGGAGAGAGACAUUCCCAAUGGCGGGAUGCACCUGUUAGCCUUCCUGUUGUAUUUCUUUCAAAGGACGUGGAUUUUCAUUUUGUUUUCCCCAAAAAUGAGACUAAAUACUGACAGAUUCUUUCUAAAUAUAUUGUUUCUGUCGUAAAAUUCAUUACUGUUAUUUCCUGAUUAGUCAUUUUACUCAUAUUUUUGUAAUAAUGAAGACACCGUGAAUUUACAUUUCUUUCCCAUGUAGUCAUACACUGGCCUGACUAGAAGAGAUCGGGCACCAUCUCAGCAAUGUUUUCUCUUGUUCUCUAAUUACUUGCUGCUUUGAAAACUAAAUCACUAUUAAUCACAUUAAAAAUCAAAUUAGGUAAAACAAUGGUUUUUAUCUGCUAACGUGGUAACAGAGCACAAGCAUUUAGGUUUGAGCAUUUGAAGGUCCAGAAUUGCAAGAGCACAAACUGCAUUACGUGGAGUUAGGCCGCUCAGUCCUUGAAAAGAGCUACGUGGAGCUGGGGGAAAAAUUAGGCCGGACCAUUGUUCACAGUGUACCCAGAACAGUGCUAAAGGGUGCCUGAGGGCAAAAACUAGCGGAGUGAGUCUUAGAGGUCACAGGUAUUGAAGCAGAAGGAGCUGAGAUUAUACUUUUGUUUCUUGAAGUAUUGGAAUACCCACUCAACCAGGUGCUCAGUGCGAUCCGGGGUGAAUCCAAGUUCACAAAUAGACUUCUACCUCCUGGGUGGUAUUUUCAUCUGUCUGGUCAUCUCAGCUCCUCUCAUUCUAAGCAUUACACAGUCUAAAGCUGUGGUUUAGAUCUCAUGAGUAGUCAGGUUCGGGAGAGGGCAGUGUUACCUAAGGUUUCUUAGGGGAAAGAGGAAGCCCCAGAAAGAACACCUUUCCUUGAAGAAAAUAGAAACCACUUUAUAGACACAUGGCCCAAAUAUUCUGAUUUUGUGUGUAUUUACGCGCCAACUGGCUACUAAGUAGUUAAAAUGAUAUAUGUAUUCCGGAAAGAAAGAAUAAAUUAGUUGUAAAGAAUAAAAGUGGCAUAGUUAAAAAUAUAAUUGAAUUUAAGUGCUUCCUAAAAUAAGGUGAAUGAAUUAUUUUUUUAAGUGAAAAUACCAAUAAAGAAUGUUGGCACCUAAUUCUCCUUUUGUUAUACAACCUCUUAAUAAGAUAGAAUGGAAUCACUGGAAAUGUACCAUAGAUUAAAAAGCUGAGAAGUGAAAUGGUAGACAGCAAACUCAAAAAGUCUGAACUCUGGAUUAGACGCUUUGGAAUUUGUGACCACUUAUGUUGGCCUGCUUUGUAGGUAGGAACUUAUCUGCCUUUUCGAGAUGCCAAUAUAAUGACUGAAAGAUGAAAUUGGUCUAUUUAAAAGCAUUACUCUUCAAGUGCUCUGUGUACAUUUAAACUAAUUACUGCAUUAAAUUCAUUUUAGAAGGUGCUACUACCUUAGUAGUAAGAAGAAAGUAAAUUCUGUCACGUAGAUGAAAUCAUUAAAAUUCUGCUAUGAA